Molecule: messenger RNA, 2897 nt
Organism: Colias croceus (clouded yellow)
Lineage: Eukaryota; Metazoa; Arthropoda; Insecta; Lepidoptera; Pieridae
Gene: Josd
Product: josephin-1
Exons: 4
Coding region: 142-852 (236 amino acids)
Biological process (GO): protein deubiquitination
Molecular function (GO): cysteine-type deubiquitinase activity
Source: RefSeq, a predicted model, not a curated record
AAGUGGAAUUUAGGAGUAAAAUUUUUCGCUUCCUUUGUAAAAUUAAAAAAAAUACACAAUAUAGUUGUAAAAUUUAUUUUAACAGAUAUAUGUAUUGUUUAAGCCAAAAUCAUUAAAGUUCUGUAAAAACAUGGUGACAGUAUGAACGAAAUGAAUUCAAAGCCUCAUAUUUAUCAUGAAAAACAAGUAAGAGAACUUUGCGCCUUACAUGCGUUAAAUAAUUUAUUUCAAACGCGUAAUACAUUUUCGAAAUCGGAUCUAGACUCAAUAUGCAGUCGGUUGUCUCCAAAUGUUUGGAUAAACCCACACAGAUCAAUGCUGGGUUUCGGAAAUUAUGACAUCAAUGUGAUUAUGGCUGCGCUACAGAAGAAGGGCUGUGAGGCAAUAUGGUUUGAUAAAAGAAAAGAUCCAGGUUGCUUGGACCUAGCAAAUAUUUGUGGUUUUAUAUUAAAUGUCCCGUCAGACUAUAAGUUAGGUUUUGUUAUGCUGCCGAUUCGCAGGCGACACUGGAUUACAAUUAGACAAAUUCAAGGGAACUUUUAUAAUCUGGAUUCCAAACUGGAUUCACCACAGUUAAUUGGCAGGAACACAGAUUUAAUAUCAUAUCUAAAAGAGCAACUAGACUGCAAAGAAAAGGAACUAUUUGUGGUUGUUAGUAAAGAAGUAGAAGAGAAGCAGCUCUGGAUCAACCAGUAUGCGCUCAACAACAGAAUAGACUCGCACAAGAAUAUACCCAAUUGUGAUAGUGUGGAUAGUAUCAACUCGCAGAAUGAAUACAAAAAUCGCGAUUCCGAGUGCCUCAGGUUGAACGAAGUGAGAAACUGUGUUGCUAGUGUAGAAAACAGUUUUUAAGUUAUUAAUAAAUUGGUAUUAUUUGUGUGUAUGUAUUGUGUGGUUUGGAUUUUGAAUGAUGUCGGUUUGCGGUUAUACUUUGGAUACAAAGUUAGUAUAGGUUUUUUGUAAAACCUCAAAUUGCGUUGAAAUGAAUUUACAAUGUGUAUUAAAUUAAUAGGUUAUGACCUCACAUCAAAACUUAUUGCAUAAUUAAAAUAGAUUUUAUGUGCUGUAACUAAAAAGAUACAGGUGCCAGUUUUAUUUAAAUUAUUUGUUACGUAAUUAUUAUUGUUAUUUUGUUUCAUAGUUAUUUUUUGUUCUAUAUCAGGUUUACGUCAAAGCAAUAUGCGUGUGGCCUAAACAUGUAUAUGGUAUUUAAUAUUUAUAAUGUAUUGAGAUUUCUAUGUUACUGUCAAGACUUGAUACUCUAUAAUUGUGUAUAUAAUAUGUAUACUGAUAUGUACUGUAUUGUCAUAGAUUUUUUAAUGGAAUAGCUAGAAAUUCAUAUACUCUGUGGAAUAGUAUUGCUAUUAUUAAAAAUUUUGUAAUCUUUUAUCAUGUAUUAGUAAAAUAUUGUAAUAUAAAGAAUAUAUUUAAAUUUUCUCAUUCUUUAUACCCAACAUACAUGAAGAUAGUUAAUGUCAUUUAGGGCCGAUUUUUCAAUGCUUGGAUAAAACUUAUUCUUCAAAUAAUGUAUAAAACUACCAUUUUAAAAACGUAUUCUAAUUGCCCGUAUUUGACAGUUUACGUGACAUUUUAAUAUUAUCGUGUGUAAUACUUUAUUGGACGGAUAAGUUUUAUCCAAGGAUUGAAAAAUCGGCCCUUAUAAAAUUAUGUUUGGUAAUGUGUACUUUCAGUUUAAAGCUCAGUUUGUAUUUAGAAAUGACUGAUAAAAAAGUUUGUAUUUAUAAAUUAUUUAAUUGAAUUGAAUUGUAUUGUGGCAUACUGAUGUUUAGAAAAGUCUGAGAAGUUAUUACAAAGCUUAGAAUACAAACAUAAAUUGUCGUAGAAGCGGUCUAUGCGAAAUAAACUACCAGUUCAAGCCGUCACAUGUUAUCUACAUAAACAUUCUACACAAACAUAGUAACCUACGCAUUCACACUCAAAACAUAAGCAGAAAAGAGUAAGCAGCGUAACCGAGUACUGACUAAACACAAUCUGGCUAAUUAGCUGACUUCAGAUGGAACAUGUGUAUGCCGCUUCUACCUCAGUUUAUAUAUUAUGAUAUUCUACACAGAAUAUAUCUAAUCUUACUAUUAGAUAUUGUUUUUUCGCAUUCUUUUUUCCAUAAAAUUAGCAGCAAUUGUCAUUUAAGAUUAGUUUAUGUUGGUAAAAUUUUGUAAGUGUUUGACAUUGAUGUUGGUGGUACAUUUUUAUCUCUUCAUUGUUUUGCACUAUUAUCAUCUUUAUGUAACCAUUUUGUAUGUUUCAACAUUUACUCAUAAUAUGUAUUUAAUUCACAUAAAAUAAUAAUUAUUAUAUGAGUUCAAGUAAAGUUAAAUGAAACAGUUAAAAAUCGUCUUCCAAUUUCGUGUGAAUUAUAAUACCCAAUAAUUAUUGUAAGGUAUAUUUCAUAGUUUCUUCACGUGUUUACAUCAAAAGAUGUAAUAAAAAAAUUAGUCUUUGUUACCAAUCAAUAUAUUUUAUUUUUGUAAUAGAAUGUUAAAUAUAAGUAAUUCAAAUAUAUUUUUGUCCCAUGCAGAAGCGUAGCGUGCCUUGGCCCCGUAUAAAAAUUUGUUUGGGGGCCCUUAGGAAGGGUAAAGAUUUCUCACAAAAGCGCACGUUGGGGGCCCUUGGCGCGGGGGCCCCGUAUAAUUGAUACGGCAGACACGGCGGUAGCUACGCCCCUACUCCCAUGAAAAUUUUAGAUAAUGUUUAAUUCCACUCAUAAUUCGAUAUUUGUUUUGUUACUUAAUUAAUAAAAUCCUUUUCUGCAGUUGAAAGUAUUUUUUUAUGUAAUCAUAUAAUUAUGUCGUUGUAAUAGAAUUAAAAUACAAGUACCAAAUAUUUACACAUAAAACAAAUCUUCAAUUUUUUGGGUAAAUAUAAGUUUGUGAAUAUUA